AUGGCCAAGUGGCUGAGGAUCAUGGGUAAUGUAGUCUUCCUGUCAGAAGUAAACAAAGUUGAUGGGGGGUUUCCCUACACGCCUAUUACGCUGGGAAUCCCCGGCUGCUGGGAGGAGGGACCAGCAGGAGACCGUGGAGCCACACAUUCAACACGCCUCCAUGCAGAGAGGAUGGUGCUGCUCGGUCAGGCUUACCUGUGGGUGAUUUUCCUCUUUGUGGAGCUUUGCAGUGCUACGGGCAUUUCCUGCAACGUCACUCAGGAGGCUGGAGAGACCGUUUACAUUGUCCCAGAGUUCAAUGCCGACGACUGCCACUACCAGUGGCUCAACAUGAGUAAACACGUGAUCGCAAACCAGGGGCCUCGUACAGAGCCGGUGGUGGUGAGGAAAGACAACCGGUCUCUUGUUACCAACAAGUGCUCAGAGCGGAUGUAUUUCAUUCUCGACUGCAUGUCUGAGGGGAAACGUCAGGUGACCUGCACCACCAACUGCAGCAGAAACUCUGAGGCUGAGAAAAGCGGAGAGUCUCCCCACAGCGGCGGGAUUGCUCCUGCUGUCAUCGUUGUCCUAGUGCUGGGGCUGCUGGGGCUCCUGGGGCUGCUGGGGCUCCUAUGCUACAGAUGCAGACACCAUAUUCUCAGCUGGAGGAAACGCAUUUACACUCCCGUGAAGCAACAGGAAAACAAAAAGUCUGAUGUGGAGGAGCAGCGUUUGUAG
Molecule: messenger RNA, 717 nt
Organism: Anoplopoma fimbria (sablefish)
Lineage: Eukaryota; Metazoa; Chordata; Actinopteri; Perciformes; Anoplopomatidae
Exons: 8
Coding region: 1-717 (238 amino acids)
Source: RefSeq, a predicted model, not a curated record